AGCCCUACUGAAGAGUAUGAAUGGUCACGUGGGCUCGCGUGGUCGCGCCCGCGAUCCCCAAUCUUGGGAACCUUCCCCGCGCGCAAGUCGCAACUUUAAUCCGACAACCUCAGCACAUGCCUCCACCUCCACUCCCUUUCAACUUCUUCGUGAGGAUCUAGGACAUAGUUCAUCAUCUCAAAAUCCACAAUGCAACGCAACCGCGACGAUUCUCCCCCGGCCGACGCCAACUAUGACCACGCGCACCGCGCCUUCCUCCAGGCCUUCCUCUCGCAAUCCGUCAUGACCGUCGACGAGAUAAGGCCCAUUCUCGCGAAGAUAAUGACAGCGCAUCACCCCGACCGCCCCAGAAUGGACGGCGACAUAACCCAGCAAGCCAUAACCUCCAUGGUCCAAGCCGUCAACGCCAAAAUCUCCCCUCUCGACUACGAAAUUCGCUCAGCAAAAGAUCAGCACACCAAUAACACGCUGACCUACGCCCUCGUAAACACCACGUCUGACGCGCUCACACAGCUCGCAACGACCUUCACCGCCGACCAGAUCGCAUACAUAAAACGCCUUCUCGACGCUAUGUUCGAUGAGAAUAACACCAGGAAGAGGGAAGUCAUGGCGGUUCGGUCGAUGCGAGCGAUACAGCUGGCCAAAGCACCGCGAAGAGACCGGCAGAGCCAGGCCGGCGGAGAUGCAGACGCGACACAGCUGGAAGCCAACGUGAAAGGGAUCUCGCAAAUCGAAGCAGACACCGUCCUCGCGACGCUCGUAUCGCAAGGCUUCUUCCACAAGUCGCGGCAUGAAUACUACUCUCUCGCGCCCCGCGCGCUUAUGGAACUGCGUGCCUACCUCAAGGAAACGUACAACGACCCGCCGGCGGAGGACGAUGACGAGGACUCCGAGCCCACUAUACGCAUCAGAGACUGCGAGGGAUGCAGGGAGAUCGUAACAGUGGGGCUAAGAUGCAGUAACAGGAACUGCGACGUACGCUGGCACGACAGUUGCGCGACGCAGUAUUUCAAUAGCCAGCAGCGGAACGCAAGGAGAUGUCCCAAAUGCAAGGCAGAUUGGACGGGCGACCAGUACGUCGGCGAGAGAGCGGAUCGGACGCAGAGCAGGAGUAGCACAGGAGGCAGGAGUUCAGUCGCUCAGCGGAUGAAUGAAGACGAGGAGGAUGAUGAGGAUGAGUAGAAAGAAAUAGGCAGCUUGAGCAAGUAGGCGGGCGGCGGGCGACUUGGACCAGAAGAUACCCAGCAUUUCAUAUCCGAUCCGAGCGCAGAGCGUCUCUAUCCCGGAGCAUUCAAAUCCACAAAUAUCGCCCUGAUAGCUCCGCGCCAGCUUCGUCUCGGAUUUACCACCAUCAUCCCGUUCGCAAGCCCCUCCUCCCGUCUGGUUCUGCUCUCCUUCCUCAACCCGUUUCAUCCGUUGCAUCUUCGCCGACUCGGCGUUUCGUUUCGCCAAAUAAGCACCGGACGCGGGUCCUUCCGAGUUAGAGUGCUCUAAUUCCGACGAACCUUCCUAACCACGUGCUUGCUAAGACGAAUUGUCCGAUAAGAAACCCCUACUGUACGGCGGAGAUAUCUGUGCGGGGGACGCGGAGUUGGUGGGUCUGCAGGUGGAGGCC
Molecule: messenger RNA, 1615 nt
Organism: Trematosphaeria pertusa
Lineage: Eukaryota; Fungi; Ascomycota; Dothideomycetes; Pleosporales; Trematosphaeriaceae
Exons: 2
Coding region: 190-1182 (330 amino acids)
Biological process (GO): DNA damage tolerance; double-strand break repair via homologous recombination
Cellular component (GO): Smc5-Smc6 complex; nucleus
Molecular function (GO): ubiquitin-protein transferase activity
Source: RefSeq, a predicted model, not a curated record